This is a messenger RNA of Puma concolor (puma), 906 nucleotides long. It is a transcript of the gene RNF175, whose product is annotated as ring finger protein 175. Gene Ontology annotation, cellular component: endoplasmic reticulum membrane; Golgi membrane. Gene Ontology annotation, biological process: ERAD pathway. The record is from RefSeq and is a predicted model, not a curated record. NCBI's taxonomy places the organism in Eukaryota, Metazoa, Chordata, Mammalia, Carnivora, Felidae. Gene Ontology annotation, molecular function: ubiquitin protein ligase activity; metal ion binding.
AUGACCUCAUUUGCUGGUUCCAGCCUGCAGCAGGAAAGGAUGUACAAGAUGCACCGGGGCCAUGAGUCCAUGCAUGUGGAGAUGAUCUUGAUCUUCCUCUGCGCACUGGUCAUCGCCCAGAUAGUGCUGGUACAGUGGAGACAGAGGCAUGGCCGGUCCUACAAUCUGGUGACACUGUUGCAGAUGUGGGUUGUCCCUCUGUAUUUCACGAUAAAACUUUACUGGUGGCGGUUUCUGUCUAUGUGGGGAAUGUUCUCAGUUAUUACCAGUUACGUCCUCUUCAGAGCUACCCGAAAACCCCUCUCAGGGAGAACACCAAGAUUGGUCUACAAAUGGUUUCUUCUAAUCUACAAACUCAGCUAUGCAUUUGGUGUUGUGGGUUAUUUGGCCAUCAUGUUUACAAUGUGUGGAUUCAAUUUAUUUUUCAAAAUCAAGGCUAGAGAUUCCAUGGAUUUUGGCAUUGUAUCCUUGUUCUAUGGCCUCUACUAUGGCGUAAUGGGGAGAGAUUUUGCAGAGAUCUGUUCGGAUUACAUGGCUUCUACUAUAGGGUUCUACAGCGUCAGUGGGAUGCCCACAAGGAGCUUGUCAGACAAUGUCUGCGCCGUCUGUGGGCAGAAGAUCAUUGUGGAGCUCAAUGAAGAAGGGCUCAUUGAAAACACCUACCAGCUCUCAUGCAAUCAUAUCUUUCACGAAUUCUGCAUCCGAGGUUGGUGUAUAGUUGGUAAAAAGCAGACUUGCCCUUACUGCAAAGAGAAGGUUGAUUUGAAGAGGAUGAUCAGUAACCCCUGGGAGCGCACACACUUUUUAUAUGGACAAAUCCUGGAUUGGCUUCGUUAUUUGGUGGCCUGGCAACCCGUGGUGAUUGGAAUAGUUCAAGGCAUUAAUUAUUCACUAGGGCUGGAAUAG